This is a messenger RNA of Nycticebus coucang (slow loris), 899 nucleotides long. RefSeq names its product uroplakin 2 (gene UPK2). Bases 34 to 588 code for a protein of 184 amino acids. The record is from RefSeq and is a predicted model, not a curated record. The transcript has 5 exons. Gene Ontology annotation, cellular component: apical plasma membrane. Gene Ontology annotation, biological process: epithelial cell differentiation. Lineage: Eukaryota; Metazoa; Chordata; Mammalia; Primates; Lorisidae.
CCUGCCGGCACCUGCUCCAGCUCUCAGCUCAGCAUGGCAUCCCUGCUGCCCAUCCACACCAUGCCCUUGAUCCUGAUUCUACUGGCUGUUCUGGCCCCAGGAACUGCAGACUUCAACAUCUCAACCCUCUCUGGUCUGCUGUCCCCUGCGCUGACGGAGAGCCUGCUGGUUGCCUUGCCACCCUGUCACCUUACAGGAGGCAAUGCCACACUGAUGGUCCGGCGGGCCAAUGACAGCAAAGUGGUGACGUCCAGCUUCCUGGUGCCUCCAUGCCGAGGGCGCAGGGAGCUGGUGAGUGUGGUGGACAGUGGGGCUGGCUUCACAGUCACUCGGCUCAGUGCAUACCAGGUGACAAACCUCGUGCCAGAAACCAAAUACUACAUUUCCUACCUAGUGAAGAAGGGAUCAUCCACUGAGUCCAGUAGAGAGAUCCCAAUGUCAACUCUUCCUCGAAGAAAUAUGGAGUCCAUUGGGCUGGGAAUGGCCCGAACAGGGGGCAUGGUGGUCAUCACAGUACUGCUCUCCGUUUCCAUGUUCCUGCUGGUUCUGGGCCUCAUCAUCAGCCUGGCACUGGGUGCCCGAAAGUGAGGAGGCGCACCUGGGGCAGUGGCCUCCUCCAGGAAGUCCAGAGCACUGUCCAUUUAUUUCCCCAACCUUCCUCCUCCCAGGCCUCAGUUACUGGCUUCUUUGGUGCCCUUACAUCUCCUUCCCAGCCCCCCAGCCCCUUCCUCCCUCUGUCCUUCUCUCUGCCCCCAAUGACUCACCUUCCAACACUCCCUAUUAUUCCCCUCACCCCACUGCUAUCGGAGUUGGCUCUCUUCCCAUUUUACCACCUAAUACCCUCCCCAUAACAAUCCACCCUUCCUUCAGCAAAGUUAAGUCCCUACAAUAAAGGCUGA